Messenger RNA from Solanum verrucosum, 387 nucleotides. Its product is annotated as class I heat shock protein-like. NCBI's taxonomy places the organism in Eukaryota, Viridiplantae, Streptophyta, Magnoliopsida, Solanales, Solanaceae. Gene Ontology annotation, biological process: response to salt stress; response to heat; protein complex oligomerization. The record is from RefSeq and is a predicted model, not a curated record.
AUGCUUAAUUUUUUUUUAUCAAUGUCAACCAAUGCCCCAUCAUCUACUCGUGAAAUCUCUGCUUUUGCAAAUGCAAAAAUCGAUUGGAAAGAGACCCCACAAGAAGUGGACGUUCCGGGGAUAAAGAAAGAGGAAGUGAAAGUUGAAGUGGAAGAAGGAAGGAUUUUACAGAUUAGCGGUGAGAGAAGCAGAGAGCAAGAGGAGAAGAAUGAUCAGUGGCACCGUAUGGAGAGGAGUAGCGGUAAGUUUAUAAGGAGAUUCAGACUGCCGGAGAAUGCAAAGACGGGAGAAAUAAAGGCAGCGAUGGAGAAUGGGGUGCUCACUGUGACUGUUCCUAAAGAAGAAGAGAAGAAACAUGAAGUGAAGGCCAUUGACAUUUCUGGUUAA